Messenger RNA from Schistosoma rodhaini, 7601 nucleotides. Lineage: Eukaryota; Metazoa; Platyhelminthes; Trematoda; Strigeidida; Schistosomatidae. The record is from the annotation of a GenBank genome assembly.
AAAAUCUGAAACGCAAUAUUAUAUUACGCUGACACUGUUUUGGUAUUCAAUAAAUCACACACUUGGCUGUUUGACGAAUGUUCGGUCUCUACGGCGCAACAAACUUUCUUUGCAUUUUAUUUUUGCUCCAAACUUACUCACAACGUAUUCAGGUAAUUUAUGAAGGGCAGAAUGUUGCAUUCUAUUGUAAUGCUACCGGUGGCUCCAAAAACGAUUACAUACACUACCAAUGGGAGGUAAAUAAUCGUGAUCUAAUAGCCACUGAUGCCUACUUUCAUAUAAGAGGCAUCCAAAAAAGUGAUGAAGGUGAGUAUAAAUGCAUCGCCACGCAAUAUGUAAAUGGGACUCCCAUCGUUGCAACUGAAUCCACAUUUAUCAGUGUACGCAAAGCUGAUUCCAUCAUAACUCAAGAUGUCGAAGAAGGAAUUUUGGUUCGAAUUUUAUGCAAUGUAAGUAGUGAUGAGAAACCCGAUGGUGCUGGUCCAUUUCGAUAUGAAUGGCGUAAUCCAAAUGGUACAUUAGUUGGAACUCAAUGGAAAUUAGAAUUGGGUCACAUCAAAGUACAUGAAUCAGGGAUAUAUGUCUGCCGUGUAUCAUAUGAAUUUGAUAAGAGACAAAUGUCUACCAGCUCUGCGACAAAAAUAAAUGUUAUUCCACGUGCCGGUGUAAUAUUUCCAGGGAUUCGUGGAAACGUAUUAGAAGUUUUAGAAACUGGUGAUAUUUUGCAAGAAUGUCAAGUAGUCAGUGCAAAACCAUCUCAGUAUAACUUUCAAUGGUUUGGUCCAGAUGGUCGUUUAAUAUCUAAUUCCGCAUUUCUUCAAAGAGAUUAUAUAACAAGACAACGAGAUGAAGGUAUUUACCGAUGUGUGGGUAGUCCAAUUGAAGAAGGAAGAUUACAAGUCGAGAAUAGCCUAAUUGUAACAACAGCACCACUACGUUUCCAGAUUACAACAUUAGAGGAGGACUUAAAUAUUGGAGGUUUUACACAUCGCCGCAUAAUACUAGUUGAUUCAUCUAAACCAAAUCUUACUACUCGUGAAACUUUUAUAUACCAGUGGCUAGACACAGAGAUGAAUCCAAUUCUUGAUUCAAUGGGGCCGGAUUUACGUAUCAACUUUCAUAGUCCUUCAGAUUUCGGACGGUAUUCAGUUCGUAUCACUGGCUUGAAUUCUGGUUAUCAGAGAGAUCUGAGUACUUAUAUUACUUUGGAUGGCCGAAAUGGUGAAGUGGAACCAACUUAUUCUGUUGUAAUUCGAGAAAUUUCUGGUCCCCUUUAUUUAAAUGCACGAUUAGAAUUGGAAUGUUCUCCAAGACCACCAAAUUCAGCUGCUAGAAUUAAUUGGCUUGGCCCAGAUGGAAUGGUAGUUUCCGAUUCUAGUAACAUAGUAUUUGAACGUUUCCAACCUCAUCAUCAAGGUAGAUACACAUGCCAAAUUUUAUUACCGAAUCAGAUUAUUUUACGUCAAAGUGUAGAGUUGGUUGUUUCCGGGACAUCAACAGAAAUUCCAGAACCUGACAGACUCUAUACAAUUCGAAUUAUUCAAUCACCUACAUAUUUCAGAUAUAAUGAUGCUGUACACCUGCAAUGCAUUGUUUCUCCUACACCUCCAUUGGUAUCUUAUGAGUGGUUUAAAGAUGGAGUGCUUAUUGGACGACAAGCAGAUAUCCAUAUAGAGAGAUUUUCCCCAGAUGAUGUUGGUCGGUAUCAAUGUGUUGCCCGACUUGACAGUAUGGUACUUACCUUUAACAGUACAAUAUCUAUUGACGAUGGCACAGGAGUGGAUUUAAUCAUGCGACCUAAUAUAAUAUAUAUUCCAGCAUUUCAUCCAUUUGAAAUUGAAUGUUUAUCUAUACGUACCGGUUUAUCACCUAUUGCUAUAUUUGGUAAUGGUGCACCUAUUGAAUCAGAUAAUCGUUUUACAAUUAUAAAACCAAACGAACAAAGAUUAAUUAUAAAAGCUACAGAUGGUUUAUCUAGUGUUUAUAAUGGUUUACGUAUACGUUGUAUGUUACCAGGACUCAAUUAUAAAGAAGUUACAUUAUACAUAAUGGAUAUUUGUACAGCUAGUCAAUCACAAUGUAGAACUCGACAAUGUAUUCAAACCUCUCUAAUAUGUGAUGGUAAAGCUGAUUGUCUUGAUAAAUCAGAUGAGGGUAGCAGUUUUUGCAAUGCUGGACUUACUGUGAUUCCAACUCGUAUUGUAGUCAAACCAUCAGAACCAUUUUCACUUAAAUGUCAAACUAUUUUACCAGGGACUAGGAUGCCACAUGCACGUUUUGUAUAUAGCGGUAAAGAUGUAGAGUCUGACCCUCGAUUUAUUAUUGAGAGAUCUCCAGGUAUUUUGCUUAUUAAGGCACCAAAUGGACUUUCAGCAGAAGCCAAUGAUACAAGAAUUGAAUGUUACUUUCCUGAUGAAAGCCCUAGAACUGCAAUAAUCAAUGUAGUUCCAGAUCGAUGUGGUUUAGGAUACUUUAUGUGUUAUGACGGAAGUUGUAUACAACAAUCUCAGAGAUGUGAUGGACAAACUCAAUGUCCCGAUGGAUCUGAUGAAAUUAAAUGUGUUUGCCAACCACCUCGCAUUCUUUGUUCUUCUGGUGAGUGUAUUACUACUGAAAUGCGAUGUGACGGUAUACAACAUUGUCGAGACGGCUCAGAUGAAAUCGCUUGCCCUCCUCGUUGUCGUCCUGGUCAAUAUCAGUGUUCUUCUGGUGAAUGCAUUGAACAACAAAUGAGGUGUGAUGGUCGGCAAGAUUGUCGGGACGCUUCAGAUGAGACUGGUUGCCCUCCUCGUUGUCGUCCUGGUCAAUAUCAGUGUUCUUCUGGUGAAUGCAUUGAACAACAAAUGAGGUGUGAUGGUCGGCAAGAUUGUCGGGACGCUUCAGAUGAGACUGGUUGCCCUCCUCGUUGUCGUCCUGGUCAAUAUCAGUGUUCUUCUGGUGAAUGCAUUGAACAACAAAUGAGGUGUGAUGGUCGGCAAGAUUGUCGGGACGCUUCAGAUGAGACUGGUUGCCCUCCUCGUUGUCGUCCUGGUCAAUAUCAGUGUUCUUCUGGUGAAUGCAUUGAACAACAAAUGAGGUGUGAUGGUCGGCAAGAUUGUCGGGACGCUUCAGAUGAGACUGGUUGCCCUCCUCGUUGUCGUCCUGGUCAAUAUCAGUGUUCUUCUGGUGAAUGCAUUGAACAACAAAUGAGGUGUGAUGGUCGGCAAGAUUGUCGGGACGCUUCAGAUGAGACUGGUUGCCCUCCUCGUUGUCGUCCUGGUCAAUAUCAGUGUUCUUCUGGUGAAUGCAUUGAACAACAAAUGAGGUGUGAUGGUCGGCAAGAUUGUCGGGACGCUUCAGAUGAGACUGGUUGCCCUCCUCGUUGUCGUCCUGGUCAAUAUCAGUGUUCUUCUGGUGAAUGCAUUGAACAACAAAUGAGGUGUGAUGGUCGGCAAGAUUGUCGGGACGCUUCAGAUGAGACUGGUUGCCCUCCUCGUUGUCGUCCUGGUCAAUAUCAGUGUUCUUCUGGUGAAUGCAUUGAACAACAAAUGAGGUGUGAUGGUCGGCAAGAUUGUCGGGACGCUUCAGAUGAGACUGGUUGCCCUCCUCGUUGUCGUCCUGGUCAAUAUCAGUGUUCUUCUGGUGAAUGCAUUGAACAACAAAUGAGGUGUGAUGGUCGGCAAGAUUGUCGGGACGCUUCAGAUGAGACUGGUUGCCGAGAACGAGUAAAUAUUCGUGUAGUGCCAGAUGUCAUUUAUACACAACCGUACGAAAGAUGGAAGUUUGAAUGUUCUGUGUUGGGUGCAGAUGUAGAACCAAUAGUUAAAUUUCAAGAUGGUAGACUUGUCGAAUCAGAUCCUAACUUUCGAGUCACUCGCAUUGAUCCUAACACUGUUAGUGUUGAAGCGAUUCAUGGCUUAACGGAAAAAAAGGAGCGUUUCAGUUUCAUAUGUACAUUCCCUGGUGGACCAGAAGAGGAGAUAGACGUUUUCGUUCGACGACGAUGUCCUCAUGGUCAAUUCAUGUGUAAAGAUGGAACAUGUCGUCCAGAAACUGAUUUCUGUAAUGGUCAAGUUGAUUGUCCUGAUGGUUCAGAUGAGCGACCUCCAUAUUGUAGACAAAUUAUACAAGUGGAAAUCAAACCAAGCAUUAUUCAUGUUCAACCAUAUAAACCUUUUGAAUUUGAAUGUAUUUCCCAUGUUCCUGGAAUAAAACCAGAAGCUCGAUUAUCUAGCGGUAUACUUGUAAGUCAAGAUCCACGUUUUAAUGUGGAAUAUCUUUCACCGAAUCGUCUUCGUGUUAAUGCAAUAUAUGGUUUGACAGAUAGAGAUCAUCCUUUCCAGAUUCAUUGUAUCUUCCCUGGAUUAGAAAAUAGAACUACUGUAAUAGAAAUUGAAAGACCUUGUCCAAGUGGACAGUUUCAAUGUAUGGAUGGACGAUGUUUACCAUUUAAUUUAUUUUGUGAUGGCAAAUCGGAUUGUUCAGAUAGUUCAGAUGAAAGUGAACGAUACUGUGCUGUAAACAUCAGAGUGACACCAGGUUCGAUUCGUGUGAUCCCAAAUCAACGUUUCCAAUUCGAAUGUUCAACAUCGAUCCCAGGUGUAUCUCCCCAAGUAACUUUUGACGAGCGUUCGGUAGAAAGAGAUAAUCGUUUUGUUGUUACUCGUCCAAGUCUUCAAACUAUAGUGGUGACAGCACCAACUGGUAUAUCAGAUAUUGGAGCUCACAAAUUUAAAUGUAUUGUAUCCGUAAAUAUUGUUAAAGAAGUUGAUGUAGAAAUCAUAAGUGAAUGUCCACCUGGGCAAGCAAAGUGUAGAUCUGGUGAAUGCUUGCCAAGAGCAGUAUUUUGUGAUGGUAAAUAUGAUUGUUCAGAUAGAUCAGAUGAAGAUCCAAGAUCUUGUGUUCCUACAAUUAUUAUUACUCCGUCAACAAUUUUAACAAAAACACAUGAAUCCUUCCAAUUUGAAUGUAAAUCAGUUAUACCAGGUGGUGAACCACAAAUUACACUUGAAGGUUCUCCAGUUGAAAAUGAUCCCAGAUUUACAAUUAUACGCCCAAGCCGUGAACAUGUUAUUGUUCGAGCAGAAAAUGGUAUUGCUGAUCCUGGAAAAUAUUCUUUCACCUGUACUGUAGUUAGUGCACCUAGUAAAACAAUCGUGGUACAAGUUGAAUCAGUGUGUCCACCUGGCUAUUCUAAGUGCAAAGAUGGAACAUGUAUCCUGAGUCAUCAGUUUUGUGAUGGAAUAGCUCAUUGUCGAGAUGGCUCAGACGAAGACAAGUUACGGUGCCCUGAAGUAACUGCUGAUGUACGAGUCCACUUUACUCCUGGUGAAUUACGGAUUCAGCCUGGUCGAGCAUUCCGUUUGGAAUGUGUGACGGAUAGACCGGGCACAUCUCCAGUUUUACAGUUUCUUGAUGGGAGAUCAAUCACAAGUGACCAACGAUUUGUGGUUUCUAGGCCAUCAACUGAACGUGCAGUCAUAGACGUUCCUGGAGGCCUUGAUGCUAGAGACAGACAGAUCAUAAUCGAAUGUAUAUCUCCCAGUGGCGAAAGAAAAACAUCAACCAUCUUCAUCGAACUAGGUUGCCAACCAGGACAAAGACGAUGUCCCAAUGGGCAGUGUAUAUUUGUUGGUCAAUUCUGUGAUGGGAAACCUGAUUGCGAUGAUGGAUUUGAUGAGAGACCUGAAAAUUGUGGUAUAUUCUUCAUAUUCUGCAUAUUAUAUAUCCUGAUUACUUAUUCCCGAAUUUCUGCUGUCAGUAAAUACUUACUUACUUUCUUACUUACGCCUGUUACCAUCCGUGGAGCAUAGGUGGCCUACCGGGGUUCUCCAACCAACUGUGUCAUCAGACAAUCAUUAAAAAAUGCACCCACAAGUCAUAAUUUGAAUCACCUUAUGACAACUGUCAAAACUAUAUUUCAGUGUGCGUUGAAAUAUUUUAAAUAUAUCAAAAUUUAGAAAAUAUAUGGAUUUGCGAAAAUGUAUCAGCACUUAUUAAGUAGGGUAGAAGGAAAAUAACAUAGAAUGGUCUAAUCAGCAGAAACGAAGUCCGGUUAUAAUCAGAUAAAAAGUGGUGCUAUAUAAUCUUCGAUAGUACUUACAUAUUGUUAGGUUGUAUUAAUAACAGAAAGUAAACAAAUGCUCUAUGACUGAUAACUUUUCAAAAGCAAGGAACCUUUUGAAUAGACAGUAUCAACAGUUAAAAUAUGAACUGUAUUCAGAUGUCGUUUUCCUCCAAGACAGGUUUACGUUAUACUCUGAAAUGCAAUCAUUAUUUAUCUGACGACUAUUUGUCACAAAAUCUAAAUCUCUUCAAAUCGACGUCCUGCCGAAAGGAAUGGUAUCAUCUUAUCAUAUACAACUCUAGAGUAAACGCUGAACAUAAAUGUCAUUAACCUAGUAUUUGAUGAAAAUUAACUUAUUUUUAUUAUUUUGAUUAGAAUGGUGCUAACAGUUUUCUAAUUCCAAUGAUUACAGAGUACUGUGAUCCAAUAACAAAACCAUGUGAAAUUGUGAAUGGUAUAUCACCUAGAGAAAAAACCUAUGAACUACAUUGGAGAUGUGAUGGUGAAGAUGAUUGUGGAAAUCGAUUUGAUGAACAAAAUUGUUUGAAUGACACUCGUGUACCAAAUAAAGAGUGUGGUGCUACUCAUUUCAGAUGUGGUACUGCACCAUAUCAAUAUAUACCAUUUGCAUACUGGUGUGAUGGAGGUCGUGAUUGUCGAGGUGGUGAAGAUGAAGCUGAUUGUUCGCCACCUACUAUAAUUCAAACUCAACGUCAAGAAACUCAUAGAGUUCGUCCUGGUGGUAGACUGAUUUUAGAAUGUGAAGCAUCCGGCGUUCCACCACCUAUGAUUAUUUGGCGUUUCAAUUGGAGAUGUCUUCGUGAUGAAACACGAAUGAGGACCCAAGCUGUGCCAAGUUCGCUUGAAUGUAAGGGUUCAAAAAGUCGUCUAACGAUCGAAAACUUCAGGGAAGGUGACGAUGGAAUUUACAAUUGUGAAGCACUGACAUCGAAAGAAAGAGCUAUGUCCCAGGAUAUAUUUGUUUUUCUAUCUCCUUAGUUAUGUUUUCAUUUUCAAGUGAUAUUAUAAAAUAUCAAGUUGAAUUAAUAGUUAUGUUAUCAUUUUAUCAUAUAUUUUUCAAAUUUCUAAUUUAAUUCUAUAUGCCAAAAUAGCAAUGUUCUGAAUUUCACAAUAGUAUAUCUUUAAAUCAUCAUACAAUUAAUUUUGCCCUUUGGAAUUUUAAUUUUCAAGUUAUACGUUAUUCUGUUAUAUGAAAUUUUAAAUAUAAUGCUUAAUUGAAGAGAUUCCAACUUUUAGUAAACCAUUUACAAAAUUUUAAGCUCAGAGAUCAAAGCAUACUUACUUAUACCUGUUAUUCUUCAAGGAGGAGAAUAGGCUACCCACCAACAUCCCCCGUCCAACCCUCUCCUCAGCAAUCCUUUCCAGUUGUUAUUCAUCCUCUCUACGUCUCGGACCAAGUGUCUUUUUUGACUUUCCUCUUUUCCAUUUACCUUCAGGAUUGCAAAUUAUCACUUGUCUCGUGAUACAGUUUGAUGAUUUCCGUAAUAUAUGUUCUAUCCACUUCCAACGUAUUUUCCUAAUUUCCUCUUCAGCU